GAUUCUGCUUGCCUUUUCAAUUUGAACUCUCAGAGAUUGUGGUGAAAACAUGUCUGAUAUAGAAGAUAUAAUAGAAGAAUAUGAGGAAGAAGACAAAGUGUCAGAAAAUGAGGGGGGAGAGGAGGAGCCUGAAGAAGAUGAUUGGCGACGAGGAUGGGACCUUCUAACUCUGCAGCAGCCUGCAGCUUUUCUUCCAAACCCAGAGGAGUCAAAACCUAAACCAAAGCUCUUUAUGCCAAAUCUGAUGCCUUUAAAAAUACCAGAUGGAGAAAAGGUGGAUUUUGAUGACAUCCACAGGAAGAGAAUGGAAAAAGAUCUCACUGAAUUACAGACACUUAUUGAGGCUCAUUUUGAAAGCCGGAAAAAGGAGGAGGAGGAACUUGAAGCCCUUACCGAAAGAAUGGAGAAGAGACGAGCUGAACGAGCCGAACAGCUGAGGAUUCGAACAGAGAGGGAAAAAGAGAGGCAAGCUAGAGUUGCAGAAGAACGUGCACGCAAAGAAGAGGAGGAAAAUAGAAAGAGAGCUCAGGAUGAUGACAGGAAAAAAAAGGCCUUUUCCAACAUGCUUCACUUUGGUGGUUACCUUCAAAAGACAGAAAGAAAAGUAGGGAAGAAACAGACAGAAAGAGAAAAGAAAAAAAUGAUUCUAGCUGAAAGAAAAAAACCCCUAAAUGUUGAGAACCUGAAUGAAGACAAACUAAGGACAGAAGCUCAGCAUCUCUUUAACAGAAUCUAUCAGCUUGAAGCUGAAAAGUUUGAUCAUCAGGAUACAUUUAAGAAGCAGAAAUACGAGAUUAACGUUCUAAGGAAUCGAGUUUCGGAUCAUCAAAAGCUUAAGAGUAAGAGUUCCAAAGGUCCUAGAGCAGGCAAAGGAAUUCUUGGAGGAAGAUGGAAAUAAGCAGAGAUGGGAGAAGAGAUAAGACCUUAUUGACACCUGGGAUCCACUCUUUCACAUAUUUAUAUUCCUUGCAAAUCUUGUUAGAGUUGAAAACAUACAUUUAAACAGAGUAACAGUAUACAUAUAUUUUAGAUCAUUAUUAUACUCCCAUGUAUUAAAUUAAAUAUAGUUAUCAUAAUAAAGUAAUAUAUUUAUUCCUUAAACUAAUUUGCAAAAUGAGGAUUUAUUGACAUUUUGAAAAAAGUUAUUUAUCCUUGUGUGGUCUAGUAUAAUUUCAAGUUUUAUGAUUCUCAGUUUAUGAAAGUCAGGGUGAUAUCCACAUCAUGUUUAGCUAUCUAAUCUGAUCUUCACCUUGUUUGCAAAAGUAUUCUACAACAUACCAGUUUGUUCUGUUCCUAAAACAGUGCAAUAAAGUGUGUCAAUGCUCUUAAAAAUAAUUUUUUUGGGGAUAUUGUUGGGUGCAAAUAGUAACAACCUGACAUUUUGAGGCAGUUUUUUGUGCUUUUUAUCCAGUGUCCAAAUACUAAACAAGCUCCAAUGUCAUAAAGCAAUUGUACAGCACACAUAAAUAGCAACCUACUCUAAAACAAAAUGAAUUUCCUGGCAAACCACUUCCCUUACUUUAGAUACCUGGGGACUAGUGGGGGCAAAGUAUGUACUGGUCUGAAAUCAGGCACGGAUUUGUGGAAAGGCCACCAAGGCCCGGGCCUAGGGUGGCAGGAUUUUAGGGGGCCCCAACCACACCCAUGCUGGUUUAGAAACACUGGGGAUGCGCAGGAGAUACGACAGUUUAUUAAACUUCCUGUAGCAGCAGGCCUAGGGGCACCGGCUAUGUAAAUCCAGCCCUCUCUGAAAUUAAGGCUGGAUUAGUAGAAACCCAAGGAGUCUUGUAUUAGGUUGAUUUCAAAGACAUUUAAAAGACAACUAACCCCUAAAAAUUAAUAUGGCUAAAUAUGCCAGAAUUUAUAUACUAAACUAUAUUCGUUUAGUAUAUCAAAUCUGGCAUAUUUAGCCAUAUUAAUUUUUAGUAUAUAAAAUUUGUUUAGUUUAGUAUAUAAAAUUUGGCAUAUUUAGCCAUAUUCAUUUUUACUGAACUGAAAUUCCAGCUUCUCAAUAUAGCAGCAAUGAUCCAGGACUUCAAACUUGUCACAGGGGUUCACCAUCUUGGAAAGUUUCUGCUCUGUGAGCUCUGAGCAGCUGUUGAGAAGCUUGGGGGUCAUUGCAAAUUAUCAAGCAGAAAAUGAGGAUGGCCUGUAACGUAGGCUGAUGCUACAGGGCUGAUUAUUAGAUUCUGAUGUUAGUUGCAGUUGUUUCUGAGCUUACAUGGUGAUAUAUGAAUUACUAAUCGGCCUUAUUUUGUGACAUUUAUAUUGUGUGUAAUGCAGGACCCUGGAGGGCCCGGGGCCCACUGGAGCUGCUGUCCAAGAGCCCCCCUCCGGCCGUCUCUGCGCACUCCUUGUGCACAUGUAUCGGCAAGCCUCGAACGCGCACAAUGUUUUUAUUAUCAUUAAGAAGCUUUCUUUGCAGAUGUGGCUGUGGAUCUGGGCCGGUGAGGUCCACAAGAGCUGGGGGACCAGCGGGAUUUUUCCCGGUGUCCCGUCGGCCCAGUCCAACCCUGGUGUACUGUAUAUUUUAAGUGUGGUAACACUUUAUGGUAACCAUAAAAGCCCUGACCACCACUAAAAGCUGUUGACAUCUUUAAGUACCAUUUAAAAGGAUAUAUUUGAGGGAUAUUUACUGUAUGACUCUUGUGUAUUAUUGUGAAUUAUAGCUUUAAGUAAGCAAUGCAUUCAUAAUCUGCUAUUACAAAUAAAGACUCCAAAAUAUGUGAAAAA
Messenger RNA from Xenopus laevis (African clawed frog), 2733 nucleotides. RefSeq names its product troponin T2, cardiac type L homeolog (gene tnnt2.L). The transcript has 16 exons. Gene Ontology annotation, molecular function: tropomyosin binding; troponin I binding; troponin C binding. NCBI's taxonomy places the organism in Eukaryota, Metazoa, Chordata, Amphibia, Anura, Pipidae. Gene Ontology annotation, biological process: sarcomere organization; regulation of muscle contraction; cardiac muscle contraction. The record is from RefSeq and is a predicted model, not a curated record. Bases 50 to 898 code for a protein of 282 amino acids. Gene Ontology annotation, cellular component: troponin complex.